GUUAGGGAGAGAAGACGAUGGGGUGUACGCUGAGCACCGACGACAAGGCUGCGCAGGAGCGGAGCAAGAUGAUCGACAGGAAUCUGAGGGAUGACGGAGAAAAAGCUGCUCGGGAGGUCAAGCUUCUUCUGCUCGGUGCUGGAGAGUCUGGGAAAAGUACCAUUGUUAAACAGAUGAAGAUCAUCCAUGAAGCUGGUUACUCAGAAGAAGAGUGCAAGCAGUACAAGGCCGUGGUCUAUAGCAACACCAUCCAGUCCAUCAUUGCUAUCAUAAGGGCCAUGGGACGCCUUAAGAUCGACUUUGCUGAUCAGGCCAGAGCGGAUGAUGCUCGCCAGCUGUUCAUUCUUGCGGGUUCAACAGAGGAAGGCUUCAUGACAGGUGAGCUGGCUGGAGUGAUCCAGCGGCUGUGGAAGGACGGGGGCGUCCAGGCCUGCUUCAGCCGGUCCCGCGAGUACCAGCUCAACGACUCUGCAGCUUAUUACCUUAAUGACCUGGACAGGAUAUCCCACGCCUCUUAUGUUCCCACUCAGCAGGAUGUGUUGAGAACCAGAGUAAAAACCACAGGGAUCGUCGAAACACACUUCACUUUCAAGGACCUGCACUUUAAAAUGUUUGAUGUGGGUGGACAGCGAUCAGAGAGGAAGAAGUGGAUCCAUUGCUUCGAGGGAGUCACAGCCAUUAUCUUCUGCGUGGCUCUGAGCGACUACGACCUGGUGCUGGCUGAGGAUGAGGAGAUGAAUCGAAUGCAUGAAAGCAUGAAGCUGUUUGACUCCAUCUGCAACAACAAGUGGUUUACAGACACCUCCAUCAUCCUUUUCCUCAACAAGAAGGACCUCUUUGAAGAGAAAAUUAAAAAGAGCCCUCUCACAAUCUGCUUCCCGGAAUAUGCAGGCUCAAACACCUACGAGGAGGCGGCGGCGUACGUUCAGUGCCAGUUUGAGGACCUAAACAAAAGAAAAGACACCAAGGAGAUCUACACUCAUUUCACGUGUGCCACCGACACCAAGAACGUGCAGUUUGUGUUUGACGCCGUCACUGACGUCAUCAUCAAGAAUAACCUGAAGGACUGCGGCCUUUUCUGAAGGGCUGCAUGGCAGUUACUUUCCCAAGUGACUUUUUUCAUCUGGAGUCUGAGUGGAGGCGGCUUAGAGGACCCUGCUGAGAACGUCACUUUUAACCUCUUAUUAACUUAUGUUCAUCUCUAAAAGUUAUGAAGACGGUGUGUAGAAAAAACCUUUUGUGUAAAAUAUUUGUACAACAGUU
Messenger RNA from Oryzias latipes (Japanese medaka), 1263 nucleotides. RefSeq names its product Gi1 alpha subunit. The record is from RefSeq and is marked provisional. Gene Ontology annotation, molecular function: G protein-coupled serotonin receptor binding; G-protein beta/gamma-subunit complex binding; GTP binding. NCBI's taxonomy places the organism in Eukaryota, Metazoa, Chordata, Actinopteri, Beloniformes, Adrianichthyidae. Gene Ontology annotation, biological process: adenylate cyclase-modulating G protein-coupled receptor signaling pathway. Gene Ontology annotation, cellular component: heterotrimeric G-protein complex; cytoplasm.